Poecilia latipinna (sailfin molly) is the source of this 2534-nucleotide messenger RNA. Its product is annotated as paraneoplastic antigen Ma3 homolog. NCBI's taxonomy places the organism in Eukaryota, Metazoa, Chordata, Actinopteri, Cyprinodontiformes, Poeciliidae. The annotation marks the transcript as partial. Gene Ontology annotation, molecular function: zinc ion binding; nucleic acid binding. The transcript has a single exon. The record is from RefSeq and is a predicted model, not a curated record.
UUUUGUUUUGUUGGGACACUAUUUUAGUUAAGUAUUGCCGGCUUAGGUGAACUUAGAACUGUGGGCCCACAUUAAUUAAUAUAUUGUGUGAACUUAAAAGAGUGAAGUAUUUCACAGUUUGUGCAUUUGUUAAUGUGUUUAAUACAUGUUUAAUUCUCAUACAGGUGUACGUUUGAUUUAUUAAGAACUAUACUUAGAGUGUGUUAUUUCUGUUUAAGUCUACUAUUUGGUGAGAAGGGAAAGAAAUACGGGUAUAUUAUUACUCUAAACUCAACAUAAGUUUAAAACACGAGAGUGUACUAAAAUUAUUAUUUAUAACUUGAUGAGUUUAAUGAACUCAGGGGCCCUUACCCAUGUUAAAACGGUGUAAUUGGGCUACAUAAAAUGGAGGCACCGCUGGGAUUCGUUGUUUGAGUUUAUUGAUAUAUUAGUUCAAAGUACUUUCCUGAUCGUUAUUUUUAAGAGAAAAAAAAAUUUAAGAGAAAAUGGAGCAAACUGAGGUUAUGGUGACUAAACUUAAGAACUGGUGUCUAGGGGAGGGCAUAAAUGAGAGCCAUGCCUUGUUGACAAAAGUUCCUCAAAAUACAGAAGUUGCACAAAUAGAAGAGACAUUGCAAACUAUAAAGUGUCUUGGGCGUGUGCGAGUGAGGGGAAGAAUGUUUGACGAAUCAACAGAUCAAAUAUUAGUGCUUUGUGAGUGCAGGGAAAAACUUACAAAUGCAGACAUACCAAAUGAGGUGUUGACUUUAGAUGAAUCUACAGUAUGGCCUAUAUUCAUUGUGGCAGAAUCUUCAAGUGCAGAUGAAGAUUUUAGUGUCAAACUAAAUACUCUGUUACAAGCAGAAGGGAAGACUGCAGAGGAUGUGCAUGCUCUUCUAACUGGGUCAGAACCUGUACCCUCACCCACAGAGUCCCUCAUUCGUGCUGUGAGUGAUCUACUGGACAAAGCAGCUAAACCUGCAACAGAAGCUGGAGGUUUUCGCCGCCUGCGCACUUUCUCUGGCAUACUACCUACUCCUGCAGGUGAGGAACCAUUUGAUCAUUGGUUGGAGCAGGCUUACAUGAUGGUGGAAGUGAGUGAAUGUUCGCCCAAAGAAAAACGAAGGAGAAUAAUGGAGAGCCUAAAAGGUCCUGCAUUAGAAGUCAUCAAGGCAGUUCGCCUUUCGGAUCCGGAUGUCAGUCCGGAAGAGUGUCUAGAAGCUCUUGACAGUGCAUUUGGGAUGGCAGAGUCAGGAGAUGAUUUAUACUUUGCUUUCAGACUGAUGCAGCAACAGUCUGGGGAAAAGCUGUCAGAUUUCCUACGAAGACUAGAGCGCAGUUUGUCGAAAGUAGUUCAAAAAGAUGGCCUUCCUGCCUCAAGCAUGAACAAAGCUCGGAUUGAACAGUUGCUUAAGGGCGCAGUGGGUUCAGACUUAAUGCUAAUUCAGCUCAGGUUGAGGGAGAGAAAAGGGAACCCUCCGACCUUUCUUGAACUAUUGCGUGAAAUUCGUGCUGAAGAGGAGUAUGAAGCAUCUAGAGCUAAAUUGUCCCCAUCAGUACGUGCAGUCCACCCAAAACCUCAGUUGGACCACAAUCAGAGUGAAAUUCAGAGUCUAAGAGCCGAGAUAAAAGAGGUGAAGUCAAUGUUCGCUGCGUUGUCUUCAAAAUCCCUUCAAGAUACGGCAGACAAGCAAGACAAAUGUUCAACUGACAGAGAGAGACUUAAAGAACCAAGUCUGGAUGCUGAUGUUGUCGCUUUAAAGAAGCAAGUUAAACAGCUGCAGCAAAAAGUCAAGUCGAGAGUGUCACAUCAGGCUGAAACAACACCAGCUGUCAUGGCAGUGCACACUCCAAAUAGACAUCCUGACAUGGAUGAACGUUUUUGCUAUCGCUGUGGUGAAAGUGGACACAUAGCAAGCAAAUGCAGAAGUCCUGAAAAUCAAAAUAAAGUCAUUCUGAGGCUAAUCCAAGCACUCAAAAAAGCUAAAAGUUCAAAUACUCAGCCUCAUACUGAUGAAAGUGUUGAGCAAAGUGCUACAGUGAGAAAGAGUGCAGUGGCUAACCUACAACCGGUCGGGCUCCCAGAAGGACUAAUAGGACCACCGUCCUUGGAACCUUUAAAAAUCAAUGGACAGUUAUGUAAUGCCCUAUUAGACAGUGGAUCCCGGGUUAGCAUCAUCUUUGAAUCCUGGUACAGGAGGUAUCUGUCUGACACACCCAUUCACCCUGUCAGUAAACUGGACAUAUGGGGUCUGAGUGAGUCAAGCUACCCAUAUCUUGGCUAUGUGAUAGUAGAUAUGGAGUUUCCUAAGAAAGUGACUGGAGCUCCAGCUACUUUGUCAGUCCUAGCUCUGAUUUGUCCAGAUCCACCUGGUCCAGACCAAACCCCUGUCAUCAUUGGCACCAAUGCAAAAGCCAAUCUUCCAAAACGCUUGGCUCAGCUGUGUGAGGAAACAUCUGAGGCGCAGGUUCAAACAUUAGGAAUUUGCGGGUUUUUGCCUGGAGAUGCAGAAAGAAACUUGGAUUUAAAAGAAGAAAACGAAGAGAUCGGAUGU